AUGAAAAAACUAGAUAACUUUACAUUUAAUAUUCAAACAUGUGUCUUGAGAUAUAAUGAUAUUAAUUUUUCAUCAAAUGAAGAUAUUCAACGUAGUUUUAUUGGAAAAGGAAUAUAUCCACAUAUUAAUUCAUAUAUUAGUAUUCAUUCACAUAUCGAAUCAAAAUGUCAUAUUUAUUCACUUCCAUAUCAAUUCGAAUAUUUACUUGAAAUCAAUAAUUCUUUUCCAGGAGGCAUGUUUCAUACAGUUCGAUAUUUGGUCGUUAUUGAUAUAUUUCCUUUUGAGCAUAAACUCUUUCAAAUUAUCUCUCAUGAUAUACCUUUUAUCGAAAUAUUACAUAUACGUAAUGAUCAACCACAAGAAGAUAAACCAAAUUCGUCUACUGAAUUAAUUACAUUUCCUCAUCUUAAACUUCUUAAUCUACAAUCGGCACAUACAGAUUAUGCUGAACAAUUUCUCUCAAAGAAAAUAACUUAUCUAUCUCGUUUACUUAGUCUUUACAUCAAAUAUGAAUUACUUACAAUAAUAACAAACAAUUUUACCAUUGAUACAACAUAUUUUAACUUUAGUAUAGUCAAAGAUCUUGAUCUAGAUCAAUCAUUUUCUUCAGAAAAAUGUCAUCAUUAUUUUCCUAUGUUAUAA
Molecule: messenger RNA, 642 nt
Organism: Adineta steineri
Lineage: Eukaryota; Metazoa; Rotifera; Eurotatoria; Adinetida; Adinetidae
Source: the annotation of a GenBank genome assembly